AUGGUGUUCAUCAUCAUGGACGAGGUGGACAACCAAACCGGUGUCGACAUCUUCACGCACCUCCUCAAGUACGGCGGCUGGUAUUCAGGACUGAUGGUGCCGUACUGCCUGCUGGCCCUGGGGCUCGUCGGGUUCUUGGGCACCUUUCACUGCACCCUCCUGAAAGGCCUGUACAAAAAGAAGAAGAAUCCACACUCCAAGGGGCUCAUCGGCAACUGGCUGAGCAUCAUCUGCGCACCGCGAGUCCCCAGCAAUUUUGACUUUCGAAGCUUUGUCGACGAAGCCGAGCAGAAGAAGUGCCGAAGAAAAGGAUGGCCGCAGCGAAAACGAAAAGACACCGGUGGGGAAGAGCGAAAGUCGAAGCGAAAGCGGCAGACGACGAGCGCGAAGGAGAAGGCGAAGGAGAACGGCGACUUUGAGCUGGAGCAGAUGGAGGGCGGGCGAGGGAAGAGCGCCACCGGCACCUCCAGCGACCGACACAGCAGCGGCGACGGGAAGAAGAGCAAGGGCAAGGAGGUGCGCAAGGAGGGCGAGGAGAACGGCAACGGCCACCCCUGA
Molecule: messenger RNA, 558 nt
Organism: Acanthamoeba castellanii str. Neff
Lineage: Eukaryota; Discosea; Longamoebia; Acanthamoebidae
Exons: 4
Coding region: 1-558 (185 amino acids)
Source: RefSeq, a predicted model, not a curated record